AUGUCUCUGGACCAGGUCACCGGCGGCCUCAACCGCGUCCCGGUAAACAAACCCGACGCUCCCAAGCCUACCAAAAACAUCCCAAAACUAGACCGACCCGUGAAACAAGUCCACAAGCAAACCAAAGACAUAACCGACCCUAUAGUCCCAGGUGAAUUUCCACGCGACGGAGGCACACCCCGCACCCAACAUGAACCAACCCCCCCUUCAACCUUCACAAGCGUCUGGAGCGGGAUCACGGAAUGGUUCUCAAAUAUCGUCCCGUCAACGAUGGACAGGUUCGAAGGCUUCAUGAAAUGGCUCGUGAUGUACCUCCUCCCCCCGCAGAAGCAGGCAGAGGUGUACGAGGCUGCGAUGAAGAGACCUAUUGCCACAACGUUUAUUAUAUGUCAGAUGAUCUGCUGUGGGGUUCCGCUGUUAAUUUUCUUGGCGGGCGUUUUUGUGUUUGCUGCUGUUGCGCUGAUCCUGUGGGCGGUUUUGUCGUUGUUAAUUCUCGGGCCAGUCUUGUUGGUUGCUAGUAUGAUGGGUGUGUCGCUUUGGGGGUGGGGAUGGAUCCUUUAUGGAUUGCUGGGUUGGGUUGAUCAGAAGUUUUUGGGGGGGGAUGAUCAGUCGAUUUUGGAUUCCUAG
Molecule: messenger RNA, 627 nt
Organism: Penicillium longicatenatum
Lineage: Eukaryota; Fungi; Ascomycota; Eurotiomycetes; Eurotiales; Aspergillaceae
Product: seipin co-factor family protein
Exons: 1
Coding region: 1-627 (208 amino acids)
Source: RefSeq, a predicted model, not a curated record